CGACACUUGAAAUCCAGCAUCAUCUUGACUCUCAAAUCCACCACCAUGUCGAUAUCCUGCCAGUCUGCAGCUCGAAGCUGCGUGCGCUCUCUACGCUCCUCAUCUACUCUCCGAAUUUCCGCCGCCUCCCUUGCACAACGGCGGAAUCCUUCGUCAGCGAAACGAUGGGCUUCAACGGAAGCGCCUACAAACCCAAAGGUGUCGGGAAUAGUGGAUCAGAUCAGUCAAUUGACUCUGUUGGAGACUGCUGACUUAGUUGCGAGCUUAAAGUCACGACUCAACAUUCCCGACAUGCCGGUGGGAGGAUUCGCUGCCGCACCCGCUGCCCCGGCUGCCGCACCCGUUGAGGAAGAAGAGGCUGCACCUGUACAGCAAGAGAAGACUCUUUUCAACUUGAAGUUGGAGUCUUUCGAUGCCGCAGCGAAACCCAAGAUCAUCAAGGAGAUCAAGAGCAUGCUGGGCCUGAGUCUGGUGGACAGCAAGAAGUUCGUUGAGAGCGCCCCGAAGAUGAUGAAGGAGGGAGUGCCAAAGGAGGAGGCGGAGAAGAUCAUUGCUGCGUUGAAGGAGCUGGGUGGUGUGGUUACUAUGGAAUAGAUUGUUGGUAAUGUACGAGUGCGUGGACCGGGAAGCAUAUGGCGUGUAU
Molecule: messenger RNA, 643 nt
Organism: Amorphotheca resinae ATCC 22711
Lineage: Eukaryota; Fungi; Ascomycota; Leotiomycetes; Helotiales; Amorphothecaceae
Exons: 2
Coding region: 46-594 (182 amino acids)
Biological process (GO): translation
Cellular component (GO): ribosome
Molecular function (GO): structural constituent of ribosome
Source: RefSeq, a predicted model, not a curated record